Messenger RNA from Candida tropicalis MYA-3404, 1506 nucleotides. RefSeq lists its product as uncharacterized. Gene Ontology annotation, cellular component: lipid droplet. NCBI's taxonomy places the organism in Eukaryota, Fungi, Ascomycota, Pichiomycetes, Serinales, Debaryomycetaceae. The transcript has a single exon. The record is from RefSeq and is a predicted model, not a curated record. The coding region runs from base 1 to 1506 and encodes 501 amino acids.
AUGUCGUACCAAUCUUCUACCAUAAUUGGUGUGUUUUUAGCCGAAUUCGAUGUCAAGUCUGGGUAUAAAUUAGUUUGGAGUAAAUCUGUUAUCCCAGAGUUUGAUUUUGAUGGGUUGGAUUAUAAAGCGUUUCCUUCAGGAAUACACGAGUUUAAUAAUUCCACGGUUUUGAUAAGUCACUGUUUCCAGGAUAAAAUCUACUAUGGGUUAAGCAAGUUUUAUCAGUAUAUAAUUGGUGACGAUUCUAGUGAUAGAAGCAACGUGAAAAUGUAUGCAUUGGGAGUGUUGUGUGAUCUGAAACCAAACCCUUGGAAGCCAAACGAGUUUAUUCGAAAUGGAUGGGAAUAUGUGGAUCUGUUGAAUGAGAAGCUUGUACAGUUUGUACAUCUGCAACAAUAUGAUAAUUUCAAACCAAUUGAGAGUGUGCUUGAAGGAAUGGAUGGAUUGUCCCCUACUGGACCAAAUAUCAAUAAUCAUUUGUUGACCAAGUUACCCGAGAUGUUUAGAACUUUAGGACCACUUGUUUUUGUGUUGUAUAAACAGAGUCUUUUGAGAAAGAAUAUUCUAAUCUUCAAUCAGCAUACUAAGGCUCACGAUGAUCAAGAUCUUUUACCCAAUGGCGAAGACCAUUUGUUUAGUAUCAGUUCCUAUUGUUACUUGUUGUCGCUUUUGUCGAUUAUUCCACAAGAUAUUGAAUUAAUUUCUAAAACGUCAGCAGCUACUUACUCACAGCCGGUGUACCAUAUUGGGUUGAAUGACUUAACUGGACAUUUGAUGAAAGUAAAGGGAUACAUUGGCAGUACUAAUGAUGAAAUUUUAAAGGAUAAUCCUGUGUAUGAUGUUGGAGUAGUGAUUGAUGAAAAAGCGAGUGUUUUCCGUUUCCCAUCAGAGACACUUAAAGCAACUAACAAGGACUACAGGAAGUUCCAAUUGAUAUACCAAGACUUGCCGGCAAAGAAAAUCAACAUUAGCAAUCAUUCCAAUAUUUCUACAGACGAUUUAAAUUCCCUUCGCACCGAAUCAGUUCGCAACUAUAACGAGUUGGAUUUAAGAAAUGAUAUAAUAGAGCCAUCAUGGUGGAAAGAGGAAGCAAUUGAGCCGGUAUCAUGGAUAGAGAGUAUUUGGUCAGCUUUCUCGUGGUUUGCAACUGCUGGCCAGCAAUUAGAAACUCUGCCGGUGACAAACCCGCCGAUCCGCCAUGUUCAAACAGAAGCUGAUUUAUUAGAUCUUAUUCACAUUGUUGGGUAUUUCCAUAAAUUAACAACGAAGUGGUUUUAUAUAAUCAACGAAAUGGUGUUGGAGGUGUUAGAUGACCAAGUGAUUACUGAAGAACAACCGUUAACGGAGAGAAUAACAAUCAAGCUUACAUAUCAGGAUAUUUUAGAAAUGGAACUAGAUCCAUACUCAAAAGAAGAUUUGGAAUUUAUCAAAGAGUUUAUAUUAUUAUAUUGGGAAGUUGUGGAUGAUGUAGAAAUUGGUGUAGGUUUUACAAAUAUAUGUUGUUAA